Molecule: messenger RNA, 1931 nt
Organism: Salvia miltiorrhiza (redroot sage)
Lineage: Eukaryota; Viridiplantae; Streptophyta; Magnoliopsida; Lamiales; Lamiaceae
Product: sulfoquinovosyl transferase SQD2
Exons: 11
Coding region: 272-1822 (516 amino acids)
Biological process (GO): glycolipid biosynthetic process; sulfolipid biosynthetic process
Cellular component (GO): chloroplast envelope
Molecular function (GO): UDP-sulfoquinovose:DAG sulfoquinovosyltransferase activity
Source: RefSeq, a predicted model, not a curated record
UUUCAAUAUUCUCGAAACAACCCCAAAAACCGUUGUAUGAAGAAAAACUGCAAUCUUCCUAACGCAUAUACUGCGCACCUUCACAGCAUGGAAUAUCCCUUUGAGAUGUCUCACAUUCCCCUCCUUCUCUCUCUAUCAAUUCAUCUCUUUCCCUCUCUCAAACACCCACACACGCACUGAAAAUAUCCAAGCUCACAUUUCACUGACUACAAACAACGCAAGAUUGCCAAACAACAACAAAAGAAUUCCAUCCAAGUUUUAACAAACUAUCAUGCCCACUUCUUCUCUCUCCCCUCCUCCUUUCUCUCUCCCCACUUCCUCAUCUUCUUUUUGCUCUUACUCAUUCCCACCUACACUCUUCAAUUCCCUAGUUUCUAGCUCUUGUGCACCGAGAACAAGAAAGCCCAUCGCUCUAAAUUGUGUAAAGGCGCGAUCUUUGCAGCAUAGGAGGCCCAAGAGUAGUGCGGAAUUGAGAAUUAUGAGAGUGAGAUCAUCUAAUAAUGCAGGUACCAGCAAUGUAACAAUCAAGGAGCAUAAUGAAGGAGAGGAAGAUGAUAAUUCUCCUACUUCGCUCGAACAAGAGGCGAAUUCGAGGCCUAGGCGUAUCGCUCUCUUUGUUGAGCCCUCUCCAUUUUCUUAUGUCUCUGGAUAUAAAAACAGGUUCCAGAAUUUCAUUAAAUACUUGCGCGAAAUGGGUGAUGAGGUCAUGGUUGUAACAACUCAUGAAGGACUGCCUGAGGAGUUUUAUGGAGCUAAAUUGAUUGGAUCGAGAAGCUUUCCUCUUCCCUGGUACAGAAACGUGCCUAUGUCGCUAGCACUUAGCCCAAGAAUAAUCUCAGCAGUUGCACGAUUCAAGCCUGAUAUCAUACAUGCGUCAUCCCCUGGCAUUAUGGUGUUCGGUGCUCUCCUCAUCGCGAAAUUACUAUCUGUACCAAUAGUGAUGUCGUAUCACACCCAUAUUCCUGUAUAUAUCCCAAGAUACACUUUCAGUUGGCUGGUAAAACCAAUGUGGUUGGUUUUAAAAUUUCUGCAUCGAGCUGCUGAUCUUACACUGGUGCCUUCGGUUGCUAUUGCAAAUGAUCUAGAAGCAGCGAGAGUGACAGCAGCUAACAGAAUACGGCUCUGGAACAAGGGUGUUGAUUCCGAGAGCUUCAACCCCCGUUUUCGCUCCCAUGAAAUGAGACUAAGAUUGAGCAACGGAGAACCAGACAGACCAUUGAUAAUUCACGUAGGGCGCCUUGGAGUUGAGAAGAAUUUGGAUUUCCUGAAAGGUGUCAUGGACAGGCUGCCAGAAGCUCGAAUAGCCUUCAUUGGAGACGGGCCAUACAGGGCGGAGCUGGAGCAGAUUUUCGCAGGCAUGCCUGCAAUAUUCACAGGGAUGUUACAAGGAGAAGAGCUCUCACAAGCAUAUGCUAGUGGAGAUAUCUUCGUGAUGCCCUCGGAGUCGGAGACUCUAGGGUUCGUUGUUUUGGAGGCCAUGUCAUCCGGUCUUCCCGUCGUUGCUGCUCGUGCUGGAGGAAUCCCGGAUAUCAUCUCCCAGGAGCAGCAGGGGAACACAGGCUAUCUGUACAACCCCGGCGAUCUUGAAGACUGCUUGAGCAAACUCCAACCCCUUCUGCACGACCAACAACUCCGGGAAAGCAUUGGCAAAGCAGCGCGCGCUGAGAUGGAGAAGUACGAUUGGAGGGCCGCCACUCGCAAGGUCAGAAACGAACAAUACAGUGCCGCCAUUUGGUUCUGGAGGAAGAAGAGAGCGCUCUUCUUGCGACCUUUCCAAUGGCUGUUCCGUCGCCCCUUCCGCCUCCCCGCCGUGCAAAUCUAAUCCUACAGUCUGUUUUUCAUGUGAUCAGAGGAAAUGAUUACUUAACUGUAUAUUUAUAUGUAACAACGAUAAUGGAUUAGUCAAUACUACACGUAUCAUUACAAUCAAA